Molecule: messenger RNA, 5967 nt
Organism: Colius striatus (speckled mousebird)
Lineage: Eukaryota; Metazoa; Chordata; Aves; Coliiformes; Coliidae
Gene: TP53BP1
Product: tumor protein p53 binding protein 1
Exons: 26
Coding region: 49-5823 (1924 amino acids)
Biological process (GO): DNA damage checkpoint signaling; positive regulation of transcription by RNA polymerase II
Cellular component (GO): nucleus
Molecular function (GO): histone binding
Source: RefSeq, a predicted model, not a curated record
GGCCGCGGCGGGGCUCGGCCAGGCGUUCCGCCUCCCGCGGCGCGCUGCAUGGAGCACAGCGGCAGCCCGCUGGACCCCGGCUUUUCGCAGCAGGGCACUCCCCGCCUCAUCGUAGAGGACUCCCAGCCAGGGGGCGGCGGCGCGGCGGAGGACGCGGAGCAGGCCUGCCUCGGCGUGCUGGCCCGCCGGCUGCCGGCCCGGCGCAGCCCGAGCCCCGUGCUGGAGAUCGUCAGCGGUCCUGCCGGCGCCCGGGCACUCGCGGCGUGCCGGGGGGGCCGCGGCCGCGAUAGGGGCGCUGUGUGUGCCGAGCCGAUGGAGAGCCCUGCCCGCCCGGACGCCGCCAGCCCGCAGGGCUGCGACGCUGAGGAGGUGCCACCGCCCCACGGGGAAAGCAGUGCCUUUGGAAAGGCCGGUGAAGGUGAUGCUGAGGACUGUACUGCUUCGCCGUGUGUAGAAGAUGCAGGCACAUCACAGCUGCAUUUUGGAGCUCUAGAGCUUUCACAGAGCCAGGACUUUGAGAGUGACUUUGUGCCCAGUGAAGGAGACGCUAGGCAUUGUUUUCACCCUGGAGCUGCUGAUCCUUCUUCCAGACUUGUGAAGAACGAUAUUCAAGAUGAACCGUGUGUGGACAGCACAGAAACUGCCUCCAGCAUGGAAACUACCUCCAGCACAGAAGCACAUACUGCUUUGGAAGGCCAGCCAGAGAGGUCUGACAGAACUCUUGGGGAAGCAGAAGAGCACAUGGAGAAACAAAUGGCUGCCUGUGACGGCAGUAGAAUGGACAAAUCCCUCGGUUCUGGGCAUCAGGAGUCAGAUAUCUUGUCAAGUCAGGAGGAGAUGUUUCCUGAGAAUACUGCAACAGGGAGUGACUGUCCAAUGAUGAGGGUGGAAGAAGGAAAUUCUCUGGCGUGUACCCCUGCCCGCAGUCUGCAACUCCUGCAGCUCUCUGGACAGGGAUCCCUUGCUCAGGAGGGUCCUUCCACUGUCUCUUCAGACCUAGUUGUUCCUCCUCCUGUUGCCUUUGGAUCCAAUGUUCUUGUCCCCAGCAGUCCUACUGAACAGGAGCAAGCAAAAGAUGAACAGAUGGAUGUAUCUGUCCCUGCAGAAGGAAGAGAGCUGGUGCAGAAGCAGAGAGGAGAUGUGCUGGUGGAGAUGACCAUCCCAUGUAUCCCACCAGGACCCCUUGUCCCGCCACAGGCUUCAACACCAGUGUCUCAGAGUGCCCCAACCUUUUUCCCUGGAUCGUUACCUAUACCAUCACAACCAGAAUUCUCUCACGAUAUCUUCAUUCCAACUCCGAGCCCAGAGAAGAAGUAUGAAAGAGAAGAAAAAGCUGCUACUUUAACCCAUGUAUGCUUACCAGGAGAUCUCUCUGGACCCACAGAUGUUCUCUCAAAGAUGUCUGCAGAUGAUUCUGUGCCACAGCCUUCUGAGUCUUGUAAGCUGAUGCUUUCUGCAAGUGAAUGUAGCCAGCCCACGAAUACGGAGGUCAGUUCAGGCUCUCUGAACUCAGGCCAAGGUAGCGAAACUGCACAGGUAGAGAUGGUUUCUGAAUGCAAGGACUCAGACUUGAGAGUCUGUUCCGUGGAGAAUGACAACAUAAAACAAAGGCUGGAUGCAGGUGAUCAAGCCCUCUCUGAAAAUUGUGAAGAAGAAAAAAAGGAUUUAGAGAGUGUAGGAAAGCCUGUAACACAGUUAGUUAGUGCAGGUGUCGCAGGAGAUGGGUCAUUAACCCCUCCAGCUAGUCAAAAGAUUGAGCGUGUUUCUGCAAGUCAGGCUUCUGCAGGUCAGCCUGGUCUGCCUGAGAUUUUGUCAUCCACUCAGGGUAGAAAAGCACAGUCUCAGAAUUAUCCAUUGGAAGAGAUGUCUGAACCUGAGGCAGUUCCUGAGACUCAAUGUGAAGAACAAGAAGGAAAACUGCAAGUAAAAGAGGAGCAAAUAAAUAAAGAAGAGUCCCUUGUUGAUCAGGCACUUUCGCAAAGGCUUAUUCUUGAAAAGGAAGUAGAGUGUCAUGAAGAUAUGGAAGUGGAAUUUGCUGAUGAUUCUUGUAAAAAUAGCAACAAUUUGUCUGAUCAGACACAAGAAUUAGAAACUAUUAGACCAGAAAGCCAGGGAAAGGAAACUUCCAAAGGUUCUGCUUUUGGCGCUGGAGAGGCAAAGGACGUGGAUAAACUGUCCUUUCAGGCUGCUUCGGAAAACAUGCCAAAUUUCAGUAAAGUUUCAUCUAAGCCAGCAACUCUAGGUGAGAUAAUGGAACAGCACAACAAUUUGUUUCCUAAGUCAAAGAGUGAUAUUCCAUCGGAAGCAGCAAUGAGUGCCAAAACACUUCCAGAUUGUGCAGAAUUAGGACAGAGAAUGAUAAUAGGGACUGAGCCACCACUGCAAGAGAGAGGGGUUGACGUGCUGGUGACUCAGCAGGAGAAUCAGGUGCCAAAGACUACGGAGGAUAGUGUUAUGACAAGGAAUCUGGAACAAGCAGAGCAGAUGCAGCCACAGGAGAAGGCAACUGCUAAAUCGCCCAGUCCUUCCAGUGGAACCCCGUUUCAUUUUACUUUGCCAAAGGAAGGUGACGUCAUCCAGCCCGUGACCAGCGUCACACCACCUCUUAUUGGCCAGCUCAAAAUGGGGCCCAGGAGACACAGCACACCCAUUGUGGCUGGUAGUUGCCCAGACAGCACCUUAGCAACUAGUGAUGUUACAGCAGAGAGCACAAUGGGGACCAACAACGUUACCGUGGAAAGUGCCGUAGUAUCAGCAGAUGUGUCAGAAGAGUGCGAGAAGGGAGAUUCCCACGUGGUUCCGGAGGCUGAUGCAAAACUGUCUCUGCGAAUGAACCUUGUGACCCCUGUGACUGAUGGGAGUGAGGAAUCCCUGCCAUUCAGCUUGGAAAAGCCUACAGCCAGUGACAGGAAAGAUGGAUCCUCUGCUACUGACGGGGCUACUGCCAGCUCCCAGAAACCAUCAUCUGUGUUUAGUCGUGUCUGUGAAGUUCGUCGAGAGGAUGAAGCCAGAGGUCAUGGUCUUUCCACUUCUCCAUUUAGGGGGAGUUUCUUCAGUUUUCCUGGUACACAAGAAGAUGCUGAGUUACAUAAAAAUCCAAGUGGCUGGCAGUGCCAGCAAAACAAGGCAGAUGACAGUGGUGGACAGAUCCUAAGUCAGAGGAUGCAGCAGGACUGCCGUCAACAACCUUCUGGAGCAGAGGAUGGGGCCUCUGUGGAGUCUGAUAUUGUAAACACUCAGACAGAAGAAGAGAGAAGAAUGCAGAAGAAAGCAAGUAACGCUGUUAAAAGUGAUGAAAACCAAGAGAGGUGGGCAAACACCAAGAAUAAAGGGAUUCAAACUACAGCAGACAGUCUUUUUACCCCAACUACUGUUACAAUAGCAACACAAACAGAAGAAAUCUGUAGACAGGUGGAAGUGGGAACCAGCAUGUCUGGGCUGAGACCUGGGCGACAAGAUGCGAGUAUUCAAACUGAGGAGAGUGGUGAAAAGCUGGUGAAUGCCUCAGGAGAGGACACGGACUCUCUGCACAGCCAGGAAGAGGAGGAGUUCAACCUUCGUCACCCACCCAAAGGCAGAGUUCAGCGCCGGCACCUGCGGACCAUUCGGGAAGUGCGCACGGUCGUGACGCGCGUGAUCACAGAUGUCUACUACCUAAGCGGCGCAGAGGUGGAACGGAAGGUAGUUGAGGAAACCGAGGAGCCUGUAGUAGAGUGCCAGGAGUGUGAGACUGACACAUCUUCCUCUAGAACAGCAGUGGGCUCCUCGCUGACCUCAGGGGACCUUGGUGAUGUCAGCUCCUUGUCAUCUAAGGCCUCAAGUCUCCACCGUACAUCCAGUGGAGCAAGCAGUGGUCACUCUGCCACACACAGCAGCGGCAGCAGCUCGGGGCGAGGAGCUGGUGGAGCUGUGAAAGGGAAAGCAUAUGUGACAGAAACUGGAGAGUUUGCUUUACCUGUUGGCAGAGUCAUCUCAGGAAAAUCGAGCCCUAGGAAAGGAGCUGGUCCGCCUGCAUCUCCACACAGAGUUAGCCAGACCGGAGCACUGCCUUGUGAGGAGGAGGAGGACUCUCUGCCUGGCACUCGUCAGGGUGUCAGAGCACCUGGGACGCCUCGGGGGCGAGGAAGAAGAGGCCGCCCACCAUCUCGAACGACAGGAACAAGAGAUGUAUCUGGACUACCAGGUGUGGAGGAUCUCUCAACUACAGCAUCAACUGAGGAGAAAUCAUUUACUCGUUCAGUUCGGCUGCCAGACGGAGGGGAGCAAUCUGAUGCUUCUGGCUUCUGUGCCUUACGUCGAAGUGACUCUCCAGAAAUCCCAUUACAAGGGGCAACUGGUCCUUCAGACUGUACAGACUCGUCCUCUGGGAGCAGCUUUGUGGGCCUCAGGGUUGUAGCAAAAUGGUCCUCAAAUGGGUACUUCUAUUCUGGGAUGAUUACACAAAAUGUUGGGGCAGGAAAGUACAAGCUGCUUUUUGAUGAUGGAUAUGAAUGUGAUGUGCUAGGAAAAGACAUUUUACUCUGUGAUCCCAUCCCACUGGAGACCGAGGUGACUGCGCUCUCAGAGGACGAGUACUUCAGUGCAGGUGUGGUGAAGGGACACCGCAAGGAGUCUGGAGAGCUGUACUAUUGCAUUGAAAAGGAAGGACAGAGGAAGUGGUACAAACGAAUGGCUGUUAUCCUGUCUCUGGAGCAAGGAAACAAGCUCCGGGAGCAGUUUGGCCUCGGUCCUUAUGAACCUGUCACCCCCCUGACCAAAGCAGCUGACAUCAGUCUCGAUAACCUUGUGGAGGGGAAGCGGAAGCGACGUGGUAACCUUGGUUCUUCCAGCACUUCCAGCAGCAGCACAACUCCUACUCGUAAAGGGCAGGAGAGCCCACGCAUCCCAGCAGGCACACUGUCUGGGAAGAGGAAGCUCGUUGCUUCUGAAGAUGAGAGAUCCCCAGCUAAACGCAGCCGCAAAUCAUCGAUGGCAAAGCCUGGGGCUGGGAGAGCCGGAGAGUUUGUAAACACCUGUGAAGGUGCAGAUGCUGUAGAUCCUCCAGUACAGGAGGAUCAUCAAGGACCCUUGCCCCUCAAUAAGACCCUCUUUUUGGGCUAUGCCUUUCUCCUCACCAUGGCAUCACCAAGUGACAAAUUGAUCAAUCACCAGAAGCCAUCAGAUGGUCCUGCAGGGAGUAGUGAGGAGGAAGAAGAUUUUUUAGAGAUUACCCCAUAUGACAAGCAUUACAUAGCUCAGCAGCUGCGAGCAGGAGCUGGCUAUAUCCUGGAAGACUUCAAUGAAACUCAGUGUAGUGCAGCCUAUCAAUGUCUCCUUAUUGCGGAUCAGCACUGUCAGACUCGGAAGUACUUGCUGUGCCUUGCCAGAGGGAUCCCUUGUGUGUCCCAUAUCUGGGUCCAUGAUAGCUGUCAUGCUAACCAGCUUCAGAAUUACCGGAAUUACCUUUUGCCAGCUGGUUAUAGCCUCCAGGAGCAAAGAUUGUUAGAAUGGCACCCACGAGUGAAUCCAUUCCAUAACCUGAAGAUUCUCCUGGUGUCGUCUGAGCAGCAGAACUUCUUGCAUCUGUGGUCUGAAAUUCUCAUGACAGGGGGAGCAGCAUCUGUUAAACAGCAUUACUCAAAUGCUGACAACAAAGAUAUUGCUUUGGGUGUUUAUGACGUGGUGGUGACUGAUUUUUCCUGCCCAGCUGGUGUCUUGAAGUGUGCAGAAGCUUUACGGCUGCCUGUUGUCUCUCAAGAGUGGGUGAUCCAGAGCCUUAUUGCUGGGGAGAGAGUAGGCUACAACAAGCAUCCAAAAUACAAACAUGACUACAUCCCUCACUAGACUGAAACUUGGCCCUGCUGUCCCACUGUUGUGCAGACUGUGUUUUAAUCAGGUUUUAAAUGUUUGUGUAACUGGACAGUGUGCAUGGAUUACUGUAUAUAGUUUUAUCUCCUGGACUUUUAUGAUGAAAUAAAUAUUCAAUCU